AUGGCUAAAGUAUGGUAUGAGUAUUUUAACGAAAACGACGUAGAAGCAUGGUCGAUUUUCCAUUUCCAACAAAAUUGGAAACGUAUUCAUGAAGGAGAUUAUAAACAGCUUAGUUACGACAAGGCAAAUGACGCGCUUACCAAAAGUCUCCGCGCAAUUAUUAAUAAAAGUUUAGAUACCAAGAGAAAAUUAAGAAAGCUAAUAGAUAUUGCAAACGUGAAACGCAUGCUUCGCCGGAACAUGAAUAGUAAAAAUAUCGAUACAGGAAACUACCUACAAUUUUCAUCUUGCUCCGAUGUACGAAUUGAGUCUGUUUCUACAGGUGAUCCGGUCAAUGGACAAAAGCGAAAAAAAGAAUCAUCUUUACCAAAGGAUAAAAAAUUAAUUGACAUAUCUGCCUCAAAGAAGGUCAAGAAUAAUGAUAAUAAAGCCGAAGGAUCCGCGAGUUAUGUGAAAGAUACGUUAUCAUCAUCGUCUCUGGAAACGGUAGCCGAAACAGAAAGUUCGGGUCUAAUAGAGAUGUUAAUAGUCCCGGGCACUUAG
Funneliformis caledonium is the source of this 543-nucleotide messenger RNA. The record is from the annotation of a GenBank genome assembly. NCBI's taxonomy places the organism in Eukaryota, Fungi, Glomeromycota, Glomeromycetes, Glomerales, Glomeraceae.